Messenger RNA from Xiphias gladius (swordfish), 2067 nucleotides. It is a transcript of the gene gpr174, whose product is annotated as G protein-coupled receptor 174. The coding region runs from base 598 to 1641 and encodes 347 amino acids. Lineage: Eukaryota; Metazoa; Chordata; Actinopteri; Istiophoriformes; Xiphiidae. The transcript is spliced from 4 exons. The record is from RefSeq and is a predicted model, not a curated record. Gene Ontology annotation, biological process: positive regulation of Rho protein signal transduction; phospholipase C-activating G protein-coupled receptor signaling pathway. Gene Ontology annotation, molecular function: G protein-coupled receptor activity. Gene Ontology annotation, cellular component: membrane.
ACAGAAAGAGCAGCAGAUACGGAUACAGAGACAACAUAGUAAGAAAUCAAAACAGGAAAUAACAUUAUAGGAGAAAAAGACAGAAGAAACUGUAUAUGAGGCAGAACAAGAUAAAGUGAGAAAAGGGAGGGCGGGACAAACAAAGUGCAUAGCCUUAGAAGGGGAAGAGGGAGGGGAUGGCAUGUGUGUUGGCUGAUGCUUCAUGCUUCUGCUUUCUGAUGCGAUGCGGCUUCAAGUUUGAAGACAAAGGUUAGCAGAUUCGGAGGGACCUGGGUGCCCACCACCAACAUUUCGGUUGCUGAUACAUGAGGCCAGAUGUUGUGUCUGAGUGGAAAAACUAUUGCCCGCCAACAACCCACAGUCAGAUGAAUCAUCAUAAAGUGUUUACAUUGGCAAAAUCUGAGGACUAAUACUGCUGAAUCCCAAGGACUAUAGUGGCACAGGUCAUAGCAUGACCUCCUCCUCCCCAUAAUGGACAAAAUGGACAGUCAAAUAAACCCAUCACCAGACCACAAGCAGCUUUGCUGAUACAAGCUUCCUAUUGGUUCACAAGGCAGUUUGUCUGAACACUUAACAGUAAACAGCCCGUGGCUUAAGAUGAACUUUGUUAACCAAAGCUGUAAAAACAGUGAAGAUCUCCGGACGUACCAGCACCAUGUGUAUGCAGUGGUGUACAGCGUGAUCUUAGCACCUGGCCUGCUGGGUAAUGUGCUGGCGCUCUGGGUGUUCAGGGUCUAUGUCAGAGAAACCAAGAAGGCUGUAGUGUUCAUGAUGAACCUGGCUGUGGCCGAUCUACUGCAGGUGCUCUCUCUGCCUCUGCGGAUCUACUAUUACCUGAACAACACCUGGCCCUUUGGACAUCCUCUCUGCAUGAUCUGCUUCUAUCUCAAGUAUGUCAACAUGUACGCCUCCAUCUACUUCCUGGUGUGCAUUAGCGUGCGUCGCUGUGAGCUCAUCAUGCGUCCGCUGAGGUACAACUCAUCCAGGCGAAAGGGGGACUUGGUUAUAUGUGCCCUUGGCUGGCUGCUGGUCUGUCUGGCCUGUCUGCCGUUCCCUCUGCUGAGGAACCCCAUCUCUGAGCAGAACAUCAUUUCAAAUGACAAGUUCCUCAACUCGGGUGCCCCCCUCCCCGGUCAAGACUUGGUGUGUUUCUCAGAGCUGCCCAUGAGGAAUCUCAGUACUCCAGCAGCCUGGAGCCUCCUGAUCAUAGCUGAGCUGGUGGGCUUCAUCAUCCCCCUCAUCUUGGUGUUAGCCUGCACCUGUCUAACUGCUGGUAGCCUUCGGAAGCUGACAACGGGGGCAAUUCCUGACCGAGGGGAGAAGCGGAGGGCGCUAAGGAUGGUGUCGAGCUGUGCUACGGUCUUCUUAGUGUGCUUCGCCCCUUACCAUGUCACUAUGCCCCUGGACUUCAUGGCUAAAGUCAACGCUCUUGACAGCUGUGCCCUCAGGGACCUGAUUCUGCGAUGUCACCCCGUCAUGCUCUGUCUGGCCAGCCUGAACUGCAGCCUGGACCCACUCAUGUACUAUUUCACAACUGAUGAAUUCUGGAGGCGACUGAGCAAGCCAGAGAUACCAGAGGGUAUGACUUUCAGCAGGCGUCUGUCCUGCAUUACUGGAGGAGAGGGGGCAGAGCGGGACUAGACCGCAGCCUCAAAUUCUCCUAUUGAAGGACCAACAGUUUAAUCUCGACCACUAAACCCUGACAUUAAUUCUCUGCAUACCUACAAACUAGGGAAAAUGUAAUACACAUGCAAACCAGUAUGUGAAAAUAUGAGAGUGACUGUCAAAAUGUGAAUUUUUUCUAUUUAUUUUUCAAUAAAUAGGUGUCUGUUCUUUCCAAAUUUAUACAGCCCUGGUGAAGAGUAAGCUGUUCGUGUUAUGAAGGAUGAACUUUCCAUCAGUGCCAACAACCCCUUAUAAGCAUCAGCAAAUACAGAAUACAGGAAAACCUAGUCCAGCUACACUUUCCUCUGUAAUGAUAAGCCAACAGCUUGCAGAGGAUGAUAAAAGGGUGAGUGUUGGCUUUUCUAAAGUGCUGCUUUCAUUGGCGCUAUAAUGAAGAGCAAA